Messenger RNA from Corylus avellana, 1942 nucleotides. It is a transcript of the gene AAE7, whose product is annotated as acyl-activating enzyme 7. The record is from RefSeq and is a predicted model, not a curated record. Lineage: Eukaryota; Viridiplantae; Streptophyta; Magnoliopsida; Fagales; Betulaceae.
AACUACAAUCUGAACAACUUCGAAACUACGACGAGAGAGAUAGGGAGACAUGGUGGCGGGGAGAGACAUAGACGAUCUGCCGAAAAAUGCGGCGAACCACACGGCUUUGACGCCGCUGUGGCUUCUGGACAGAGCGGCUGUGGUGCACCCCACCAGAGCAUCGGUGGUCCACGGAUCUCGGCGCUACACGUGGCGAGAGACCUACCAGCGUUGCCGUCGAUUGGCCUCCGCUCUCUCCAACCACUCCAUCGGCCUCGGCUGCACGGUAGCAGUAAUUGCACCAAAUAUUCCCGCUCUGUAUGAAGCUCAUUUUGGGGUUCCAAUGGCUGGAGCUGUUCUAAAUGCUGUGAAUAUUCGUCUAAAUGCAUCAACCAUUGCUUUCCUUCUUGGUCAUUCAUCAGCUUCGGCUGUGAUGGUAGAUCAAGAAUUUUUUGAUUUAGCAGAGGAAGCUUUGAAAAUCAUGGCAGAGAAAAGCAGAAGUUAUAAGCCUCCACUUUUAGUUGUGAUAGGUGAUGAAAGCUGUGAUCCUAAGACACUCAAAUAUGCUUUGGGAAAAGGGGCCAUUGAAUAUGAGAAAUUCCUGGAAACUGGUGACCCCGAGUUUGCUUGGAAACCACCAGAGGAUGAGUGGCAGAGCAUUGCUUUGGGUUAUACAUCUGGUACUACAGCUAGUCCUAAGGGGGUGGUGUUGCAUCACCGAGGGGCAUAUCUCAUGUCUUUGUGUAAUCCUAUUGUCUGGGGGAUCAGUGAAGGAGCAAUAUACCUCUGGACUCUACCCAUGUUCCAUUGCAAUGGUUGGUGUUUCACUUGGACUCUUGCAGCUCUUUGUGGUACAAACAUAUGCCUUCGCCAGGUUACAGCCAAGGCAGUCUAUUCAGCCAUAGCCAACCAUGGUGUGACUCACUUUUGUGCGGCGCCGGUGGUGCUCAACGCCAUUGUUAAUGCCCCACCAGAAGAGACUAUCCUUCCCCUCCCUCGUGUUGUUCAUGUAAUGACAGCUGGUGCAGCGCCGCCUCCUUCUGUUCUCUUGGGAAUGUCUCAAAAAGGCUUCCGUAUAACCCACACUUAUGGUCUCUCAGAAACCUAUGGCCCCUCCACUGUGUGUGCAUGGAAGCCUGAGUGGGACUCACAGCCCCCCGAAACCCAAGCCUGUCUCAAUGCACGCCAAGGCGUUCGGUAUGUUUGUUUGGAAGGCCUAGAUAUUGUCGACACUCGAACCAUGCAACCUGUCCCUGCUGAUGGAACCACAAUUGGGGAGAUAGUUUUUCGUGGUAAUAUUGUGAUGAAGGGCUACUUAAAGAACCCAAAAGCAAAUAAGGAGGCUUUUGCAAAUGGGUGGUAUCAUUCUGGGGAUCUUGCUGUAAAGCACCCAGAUGGGUAUAUAGAAAUAAAGGAUAGGUCAAAAGACAUCAUCAUAUCUGGAGGUGAGAACAUCAGUAGCGUGGAGGUAGAAAAUAUUCUCUACUUGCACCCUGCAAUUUUGGAGGCAUCAGUGGUGGCAAGGCCGGACCCGCGAUGGGGCGAGUCUCCUUGUGCUUUCGUGACCUUAAAGCCCGGCCUCGACAAGUCCGAUGAGCGUCGUUUGGCAGAAGAUAUAUUGAAGUUCUGCAGAUCUAAGAUGCCUGCUUAUUGGGUCCCAAAAUCAGUGGUGUUUGGCCCAUUGCCAAAGACAGCUACUGGUAAGGUUCAGAAGCAUUUGCUGAGGGCCAAGGCGAAAGAGAUGUUUCCAGUCAUGAGUAAGCUCUAACUGUGCGAUGGUGACGAAAAAAUAGAAGGAAAAAAAAAAUGAUAAAAGACUGCCUCUUAGUGCUUCAGAUGUUUUGUUGGUGGCUCUUUUGAAGGGCUUGUGUUUGGAUGAAUACUUUGAAAUAAAGCUAUAGCGUUAUAUUUAUCUUUUGUAAUAAAACUUGGGGCACAUAAUUUGCAGUUACAUCAAGUCUUA